GAGGUUAAGGAAGGGAGAGAGAUAGGGAGAGAGCAUGCUUCCCUAUGAACUGAAAAUCUUUUCCUUUAACAUAAACGAUAUUCACCGAUUUCCAGCACAAAGGUCUCGUCUUUGCAAGCAGCAAACUGCUCAAGCCCUGUCUCUCCGUAGGCAUAAUUUAUUAAGCUUUCAACCAGAAAAUGAAUAAACCAAGAUAUUAAACAAGCAAGAAUGUUUCAUACUGAUUUAAAGGUGCCCAACUACAUAUAUUUGUGUUAACAGAAUUCAAUGUACCACUCAGACUAAAAGGAUGGUGAUUAAUGAGAAUGGAAUGAAUCAUGAGUAGUUCAUGAACUUCAGUGUGAGCUGAAGGCCAAAACCCUUCUAUACCAGCAAUGUCACGUGCUGUCCAAACAGUUUACAGACGAUCAAUCUGCUUUCUUCCCUGAUGUCAUUACCACGUUGUUUUGCUGAUCAAGUUUCGCUUAAAUUGAAUUCUACCUUCUCAUAUGAUGUAAACUGUUGAGGUUUACACCCUCUAUCAUUCAGUGUAAAACAAGAUCACAUUAUGCUUUCAGAUGGAUGAAUCCUCUCCACCUGCCUUUCCCUUAGUUUUAUUAUUUGUUCCCAUCCAUCUCGUAUGUGAGACAAACCAGGGCCUGCUGACCAGCUCCUGCUGUCCGGUGUGGGAGGGGUUUCUCACUACAGGAAGAGGUCAUUCAUUCAUUAAGCGAAGCCCUCGUCGGUUGAAAUCAGAGAAUCACAGAUCCGGUCUUGUCCUACAGAAGAGACACACACUGGACACAAAGCUGCUCCAACACACACAAACAAACACACACACACGGCUGCAGAUAUGAUGCACCUGGCUUUUCUCCUCCUGAUCAUCUUCACAGAUGGCUCGUCCUCCCAGAAGGUGUGUAGCUACCAGGAUGUAGUGGAGUACCUGAACCUCACUGCAGACAACAGUGUGUUCAGAAUGACCCGACCCGUUCUGGACCACAAACGCCCCACGGUGGUGCAGCUGGACAUCAUCCUCUUUGCCCUCCUGGCUGUGAUUGAGAAAACGCAAACCUUUGUUCCUUUUGUCUGGGUAAUAAUGAAGUGGAACAAUGAACGCAUCUCAUGGGACCCGGCUCAGUUUUGUGGAAUCACUCAGAUUUCUAUUCCUAAGGAAAUGCUCUGGAAACCAGACCUCUUUAUUUAUGAAAUGACACAGAAGGAUGAAUCCCCUCAGAAUCCGUACAUGUACGUGUCCUACGACGGGACGGUCUCUUCCGAAGAGGAAAUGAAGGUGGUCAGCACUUGCAAAAUGGACGUCCACAAGUUCCCCUUCGACAUACAGAGAUGCAACAUCUCCAUCGGCUCUGCGGUGCACUGCGUUGAUGAGAUUCGUGUCUUUCCGUUCUCCAACUCGUCUCGGGCCACCCAGUUUUCCCGAGAGGUGAUAAGGACUCAGGGAGAGUGGGAGUUCCUCCAACUGACCGUAACCAGUCAAAAUUUCACCAUAGACAAUAAACAGUGGGAAUAUCUCAUAUACACUUUCACCAUGAAGAGGAGGCCACUCCUCCACGUCACCAACUUCCUGUUGCCCAUCCUGUUCUUCCUGAUUCUGGACCUCGCCUCCUUCUUCAUCGAAGACCGCCGAGGAGAGAAGCUGGGCUUCAAAGUCACCAUACUGCUGGCCAUCUCCGUCCUGCUGCUCAUCCUCAAUGACAUCCUGCCCUCCAUGUCCAACAAGACUCCCCUCAUAGCCACCUACUGCGUCGUGAUUUUCGCUCUGAUGCUGCUCAGCCUGCUGGAGACCAUCUUGGUUACAUAUUUCAUGGAGAAAGACUGUGCCUCCAAGGAGAAGAUCAGGCUGAGGGAAAACAGGGAGAACAAGCAGGACACCUUCAUCACAGAGGAGAAAAGACAAAGCGGCUGUCUGAGCAUCUGCAAAGCGUCAGAUGGUGAGAAACAACAUGAAUUGCUGCCGAUGGUUCAAGAGGUUAACAACAGCGUUCAGGCCCGAGAGAGUGACACGUUGCUGCUGAUCUUGGAGGAGCUGAAGGAGUUGCAGAAUAUUUUGAAUCUGCACCUCGUCUGUAGACAGGACGGAGGGAAGUCUGGCCUCUUGGCCGCAAGAAUCAACAGAGCUUUCUUCAUUUUCUACAUCACCAUCGUGUCACUGUUCCUCACCCUCAUCUUCAUUGCAUGGACCACUUAAACCUUUUUAACCAUGUUAAACCUUUAAGUCAAGACAUGCCGUAUGAAUUUGAUGUAGAAUCUAGAAGUUGUGCCAUGUUUGGUAUCUACAAUGUCUCAUUGUGAAUCUAUUUAAUUCAGUUUAAAUGAGAUAACUUGAAUUGUAUUUACUCUAUCCUGCAGACUGGUGGCGCCAAAAUCUUUAGUGUUGAUGAAGAAAAGGUCCUUGCAGAGCUGUCUAGGGCUUUGCCUUUUAAUAAGAUUGUAUAAAAUGUGUGGGGAAUAAAUCACAAAAUAAUAAUAAUGUUUGAGUUUUGAAAAAGGCAAAAAGCAAAACAAUGACCAUUUUAAACAUAUUUGUGUGCUGAAAUAAAUAUAUCAAAACCUUGUGUUGUGUUUUUAAAUGGUUAAAGACGCUCAGCAUCCACCGGAGGGUUUAAAAUCAGCAUUUAAAUAGUUUUCAGAAGCUGAUCCAUCAAUGGUCACAUUGACGUAGAAGCCACAACAAGGUUGAUAUAAUUGUUUAAAAUGCAACCCACAAGAGCUCAUGUGCAGUACGAGUAGAGACACAUGCAGGGGCGGACUGUGGGUAAAAAGUGGCCCGGGAGUUACUGUCAAUCCGGCCCACUUAACACACGGAGGGUUGCCCACUCAGAUCAUCACACAUUUUGACCCAUACGCAAAAUCGGAUUGUCGGACAUCCAACAUCGCCAAACCAUUUCACAUUAUUUCAUCUUUCGCUCUGGACAAACAUCCGUCCAUCUUGUGCCAGACCUCACAGGUCAUCAGUCACUCAAACCCUAAACUGAUCUAAUCCGUCCUGAUGCCCACUAUGUCGUGGACACAUCAUCAGACUCUGGCGUUAUUGCCGUGGAAGUAAAAACCGGAGGAGAAAAAACAUUGUGUAUCAAUUUAUUGAGUUGGAGAUACCUGCUCUAAAUCAGCACGUGAGAGCAUGUUGUACAUUCGCUUCUCCCUCUCCUCAUCCAGCCACUACCUGCGGUCCCACGCACCCCAAUUCCACGCCCCCAUGCUCACUUGUAUCCAGUGCCAAUAAGCUUCUGUACACAUUCUCUGUGAAUCCCUCAACUCUUCCAUGUUUCAAUGCGUUUGGGCCGUCCCUCGACAACCUAUUAGCCAAGUAACACUGAAUUAAUUAUUGUUACUAAGACAUCAUAUCUAUUUCCACCUAAUUUUUGAUGUAAGGAGAAAGCGUACAAUCAAUUGCACCAGCUGGUUCACCAUGGCA
This is a messenger RNA of Gasterosteus aculeatus aculeatus (three-spined stickleback), 3412 nucleotides long. Lineage: Eukaryota; Metazoa; Chordata; Actinopteri; Perciformes; Gasterosteidae. The record is from RefSeq and is a predicted model, not a curated record.